Molecule: messenger RNA, 1311 nt
Organism: Rhizophagus irregularis DAOM 181602=DAOM 197198
Lineage: Eukaryota; Fungi; Glomeromycota; Glomeromycetes; Glomerales; Glomeraceae
Biological process (GO): Arp2/3 complex-mediated actin nucleation; actin filament polymerization
Cellular component (GO): Arp2/3 protein complex; actin cytoskeleton
Molecular function (GO): structural constituent of cytoskeleton; actin filament binding
Source: RefSeq, a predicted model, not a curated record
AUGGAAAUUCGUAAUAAAUUCAAAAAUUUUUAUAUCAAAAAAUGAGUAUUUGAGUGAGAGAAAUAAAUUAUUUAAAAUAUAGUAAAAUAAUUAGAAUUAGGUAAAUUACACUAACUGAAACCGUAAUCAUGGCCUGUGUUACCUGUGUUACGUUACUGCUCCUAUCAUAUUUAUGAUCUAUACGCAAAGAUCGAUGCCUGACAAAAAGAUCCUACCUUUAAAAAUAUUUUCGAAAUGAUUUUGUUAGAUUAUCAUAAUGUUGUAAUAGAAGAGACGCUGAACCAGCCGAUUGUGAAUCUAGAACCUACAGUUUUGGAUAUGACUGUAGUCGAUUUUGAUGGAGUAGCUUACCAUCUUUCAACUCCAGAAUCUAAAUCUGUAAUUAAAUUUUCGUUAAUUAUGCAAUGUUACAAAGAGCUUGUUCAAUGGGGUGCUCAGGAUAUGUUACAGAGAGAAUAUGGCCCAUACUGUGUCCCUAAAGAAGAUGGAUAUGAUGUUACUUUAGAAUUUGACUUGCAAAAACUACCUGAAGAUAAAAGUCAAAGAGAAGAACUAGUAAAGAAAUUAGCUUUAAUUAAACGUAAUCUAAUGGCUCAACCAUUUGAACGUGCAUUUGAGCAACAAGCUCAAUUUGAAGAUGAAAAACAACCCAACCCAACACCUGAUCUCAUGCAAAUUCAUUAUAGAGAUCAGGAAGCUAUUUAUAUUCAAGCCCAAUUGGAUAGAGUCACUGUAAUCUUUACUACAUUAUUUAAGGAAGAGACUGAUAGAAUAUUUGGCAGGGUGUUCUUACAGGAAUUUGUUGAUGCUCGUCGUCGUCCUGCCAUUCAAAAUGCUCCACAAGUGUUAUACUCAAGCAAAGAGCCUCCAUUAGAAAUCAGACAUUUACCAGAAUUACAAAAUACAAGUGAAAAUGAGGAUAUUGGAUAUGUCACGUUUGUUUUGUUUCCUCGCCACUUUGCCAAGGGAGAUGUAAGAGAGAAGACGAUCUCUCAAAUUCAAUUAUUCCGAGAUUAUCUUCACUAUCAUAUUAAAUGUUCAAAGGCCUAUAUGCACUCUAGAAUGCGUGCUCGUGUGCAAGAAUUUUUGAAAGUACUUAACAGAGCCAAACCGGAAGUACCAAAUGUUGAGAAAAAAACAAUAACAGGAAAAACCGUUAUCCGAUCUUAAAUUUUUUUUUUAAAAAAAAAUAUCUUACAAUAAAAAUAAUUAAUUUAAAUGUAAAUAUGUGUUCAUUAAAUAUCUAAUAUUAAGCUUGAUAAUAGUAAAAAAUAGUAAAAAUAUUAUUUGCUUUAAUUCAGCUUUCUGACU